Messenger RNA from Drosophila suzukii, 707 nucleotides. Its product is annotated as protein lin-28 homolog A-like. The record is from RefSeq and is a predicted model, not a curated record. Gene Ontology annotation, molecular function: nucleic acid binding; zinc ion binding. Lineage: Eukaryota; Metazoa; Arthropoda; Insecta; Diptera; Drosophilidae.
GUGGGCAUGAAGAUGGUGAUUGUGUCCAAACUGAAGGGUGUCGCUCAGCGCUGGUUGCAUGCAAAUGCAACGCGUAUUAUGGAGCCGGCAGAGAAUCUUUUGGAACAGCUGAUAUUAGCAUUCGGCGAUAAGCUUUCAAAAGCAGAGGCACGACGCAAAUUUGAAGAUUUAAAGUGGCAUCAUUCCGAAAAGUUCGCGGUGUAUUUUGAGGCAAAGACAAUGCUAGCCAGCAGCAUCAACAUCGAACCGGACGAAUUGGUUGAUCAGAUAGUCGAGGGAAUACGAGCACAGAAUUUGCGUGAUCAAGCCCGGAUCCAAUGCUUCACAGAUCCGAUGCAAAUUCUCCGUGCGUUUGCUGGUAUCCGUUUGGACAAGCCAAAGGAGUUGGUGUCGAAGGAGCUGAACAGGAAUAGGAGCGACAACGGAGGAUUCCGCUGCGGUAAUUGCAACGCCAGAGGACACAUCGCUAAGGAUUGUCGAAAGCCAGCAAGGGUGCCAGGAUCCUGCUAUGCUUGUGGCAAGUUCGGCCACUUCGUAGCCCAAUGCGAGGAAAGGAAGGGAAAUGCUGAAAAUAAAUAUCAUGCAUCUUAGACUCUGGCAGUCCAAUUUCAUUGAUUAAAUUAUCUUUGUUGCCCAGGGAGGCCAAACUACAUGAAGUUAAAGAACAUUAUUUUGGUAUAAAUAGAAGCCCAUUACAAAUCUAUGGA